Chanos chanos (milkfish) is the source of this 1016-nucleotide messenger RNA. RefSeq names its product progestin and adipoQ receptor family member IIIb (gene paqr3b). The transcript has 6 exons. Lineage: Eukaryota; Metazoa; Chordata; Actinopteri; Gonorynchiformes; Chanidae. The coding region runs from base 1 to 936 and encodes 311 amino acids. The record is from RefSeq and is a predicted model, not a curated record. Gene Ontology annotation, molecular function: signaling receptor activity. Gene Ontology annotation, cellular component: membrane.
AUGCCUCAAAAGCUUCUGAAGAGUGCACAUUACAUUGAGUUAGGAAGCUAUCAAUAUUGGCCAGUCCUCGUGCCGAGAGGAAUCCGUCUCUACACAUACGAACAAAUUCCAGUGUUCUUGAAAGAGAACCCGUACAUCACGGACGGAUAUAGGGCGCAUUUGCCAUCUAAACUAUGUUUAAAAAGCAUAUUUAUACUGUCUAAUGAGACUGUGAACAUUUGGAGUCAUUUGCUGGGCUUCCUGCUCUUCUUCCUUUUGGGAGUGAAUGACAUGGCAGCAGUGCUGCCUGCUGCUGGCGCCUCAAGAGAGGACUACGUCAUCUACUCCAUAGGACUGUUCUGUUUCCAGGUUUGUAUGCUCUGCUCUGUUGGCUAUCACCUGUUUUGCUGUCAUCGAUCAGAGAAGACCUGCCGUCGCUGGCUGGCGCUGGACUACGCUGGAAUAUCCAUCGGCAUUCUGGGCUGUUACGUUCCUGGGGUUUUCUAUGCCUUCUACUGCAACAGUUUUUGGAGGCAGGUGUACUUGCUGACAGUACUGGCUCUGAUUCUAGCAGUGUUCACUGUGCAGAUUCAUCCACUGUACCUCACACAGGAGUGGAAAUGGAUCCGAUCGGCCAUCUUCUGCUCGGUGGCGGGCUACGGCAUUGUUCCUGCUUGCCACUGGGUUUGGCUCAAUGGAGGCUUCGACACAGAGAUUGUUCAGGUGUUCUUUCCCCGGGUCCUGGUCAUGUAUUUUAUCGCUGCCUCAGCGUUCAUUUUUUACAUCAGCAAAAUCCCAGAGCGCUACUUCCCAGGGCAGGUUAACUACUUGGGUGCCAGUCACCAGGUCUGGCAUGUGCUGGUGGUACUCAUGUUCUACUGGUGGCAUCAGACAGCUGUGUACAUAAUGCACUACAGACACAGCCAGCCAUGCCCACAGUACAGCAGCAGCGCCUAGAGCCGUCUACUGGAGCAAAGCAGUACUACCACCAAACUCCAGCAUGACAGCUCUACAACACAGUCUAAAGGUACUUGACU